GGUCAACUCAUCGCUCUCGUAUAGGCGGGGACGCGGCUCACUUAGCAGCAUUUGUUUGCCCCAUAAGCAAGCACGACCGCUGGUCCCGACACUGUUUGAGACUGCUACCGGCUCGACCAAGCGGGGGUCCCACGGGUCUGUCCCAGCAACAUUUUUGGCGAUGGGCAAGCGCAAGAGCAAAGGCAGCCACGCGAUUGCGCAGGCCGCCGCGGCAGCCAAGCGGGCUCGCACCACACUUCCGAGUCGGUUCGAGUGCCCCUUCUGUAAUGCCAAGGGCGCGGUGACCUGCGAGCUGAAGCGCGACCUUGGCCGAGCCAGUGUGCGUUGCGGCGCGUGCGGCAUGGGCUUCAACACCGUGUGCCGGGCCCUGACGGACCCUGUAGACGUGUACCACGAGUGGUUGGAUGAGUGUGAGGAGGCGGUGGCGUUGCAGGAGCCCCUCGCCACCGCCGCCCCGGCGCCCGCCCCGGCCCCCGCGCUGCGGGCUCAGUACCAGCAGCUGCAGGCGCACCAGUUGCCUCAGGGCGGCGGCGGCGGCGGGCUGGUGGGCGGGUACGACGGAUCUGAGGGCGCGGUGGCGGGGCUGGGUGGCGGCCCUGGACGGGGCGGUGGUGAGGUUGGUGGCGUGGAGGAGGCUGUGGAGGAGCCGGAGGCGGGCGCUGGGCCCGAGGGGGCGGGUGAUGACGAAGGCGGCUGGCAGGAUGGCACGCGUGGCACUGGUCCUGGCGGCGGGGCCGCUGGUGGCGGCGGCGGCUUCGGGGCGGAUGACACAGCCAGGGAUCUGACCGCUGCGGGAGCAUGGCGGCAGCAGCAUCGGCAGCGAAUCGCGCCGAGCAGCAGCUCUGAAGACAAGGAAGCAGCGGCUGCGGCGGCCCGUGGCGGCAGUAGUGGAGGCGUGGGCGCCGCUGGGCCCGCGGCCAGCAACCGCGUGCACAUGUCUCCUGGCAAGCGAGCAGCAGCAGCAGUGGCGGCCCAGGCACGGCCGGCUGAGGCUUCUGGAGGCGGCGCCGGCACUGCUUCCCCUCCUGCUACUGAUACGCAGCCGCAUCGGCUGCAUCGCCUGCGAAGAAUGUCAUCACUCGGGAACACCCAUGCCGUUGGUGGCGGUGGCGGCCGCGGCGGCGGCGGCGGCGGCGGCGCCGUUACCGUCAUGUCAGGCCUUCCAGAACUGUCCUCGCCGCCGCCAGUGGUCGCCAGCAGCACCCCCCUUGCUGGCGGCGCUAGCGGUAGCGGCGGCGCCGCGAGUGCCGUGGUGGCGGCUGGACCGCCAGGCUCACUUCGUCACCAGUGGCAGCGGCAGCAGUUGCAACGCCAGCAGCCGCAGCCGCAGCAGCCGCAGCCGCAGCAGCUGCAGCUGCAGCCGCAACCGCAGCCGCAGUCUGCGCAACAGCCACCACAGCUGGCGGCAAGUGGCGGCGGCGGCGCUGGCGCAGAGGUGGCGGGCGGCGGUGAUGACCUGGUGGUGGCGCCGGCGGGCUUGGGAGCGUACGGUGGUGGCGGCGUGUACGGCGGCGUGUACGGCGGCGCGUACGGCGCCUAUGGCGAUACUUCCGGUACUGGGGCGUACGGAAGUGUGGAAGAAGUGUAUGGUGGAGAUGCCGGCGGCGGGUCUCGCCAGAGCACCCUGGAUGGCAGUGGUGGUGGUGGUAGUGAUGUGCCGCGGCGGAUGCGUCUGGACGGUGGCAGUGUGGGGUCGGGUGGGCGGCCCAGGCGGCAGAGCCUGGACGGUGGCAGUGUGGGGUCGGGUGGGCGGCCCAGGCGGCAGACCGAGGUGGAGCGACAGCAGGCCGCUAUCCGAGCGUUUGGGGUUGAGGACGAGGACUGAUGAGCUGAAGACCUGAGAGACUUAGACUGGGAAGGAAUGCUGUUGGGCAUGGCCAAAAGGAAUGACGUUGAAUCAAUGGUGGUGUCGAGGCGGUGUCGCGGUGAGGCAGGCGGGCUUUCUUGAUUUCGUGCUUUGUUCUGAAGGGCCCCGCGAUGGGCCAAUUUCAGAAUUGG
Molecule: messenger RNA, 1998 nt
Organism: Chlamydomonas reinhardtii
Lineage: Eukaryota; Viridiplantae; Chlorophyta; Chlorophyceae; Chlamydomonadales; Chlamydomonadaceae
Exons: 3
Coding region: 161-1825 (554 amino acids)
Biological process (GO): transcription elongation by RNA polymerase II
Cellular component (GO): transcription elongation factor complex
Molecular function (GO): RNA polymerase II complex binding
Source: RefSeq, a predicted model, not a curated record